Molecule: messenger RNA, 9703 nt
Organism: Marchantia polymorpha subsp. ruderalis
Lineage: Eukaryota; Viridiplantae; Streptophyta; Marchantiopsida; Marchantiales; Marchantiaceae
Source: the annotation of a GenBank genome assembly
UGAGCAGAAUCGGUUGAAUGAUUUUCUCUCAAAUAGAUAAAUAGUACACCCAAGUCAGAAAAUUCAAUCUGCUACUUCUGCGUCAAGAAUUCCUCUAAAGCCUACAACAGUGUGCUCAAAACUUUGACAUUCGAAACUUGGUCACCGUCGACAAACAACCCGAUUUCCCCUCUCCGAAAUCCUGGCCACUGCAAUACAAAAUCUGUGAACAAUGUAUCCUCCGUCCAGCUGAGUCCAAAAUUGCGCAAGAAUGCCUCCACGACCUCCAAUCCCAACUCUUCUCCACCCUGCAUUGAAUCGACCCGCGCGGAGGGCAAGUGUCGGCUCCUCGGCCGCAGCCCCUUCCCGCAGUCAAAGCUGCCAUGGUCGAGCGGUAUUCAUCCAACCUCGUUCAUAGGUUUCCAGAUUCUUCUGAUUAUGCCUCGUCCAGCCAUGUGAAAUUGAAGUUUCAAGUCCCUGUGAAUCUAGUCUGAGAUCCUUGGAAAGCAGAAAAAUGUACAAUUUUCUACCGGCCUAUCGUCAAGCAAUGUGGUCCUUGCGCCAAUCGAACCCGGUCCAAUCCUCCUUCCCAGCCGCCGUCGUAUCUACGUCCUUGAGAGAAACCCAAAUCACGUUCCACAUGGAAUCAAAACAUUGAACCCAAGGACCGUCGCUCGGUGUAAAGCCGAGAGGGCAGUCGGGAUAAGCUUUCGGUGCAGCCGGAUACUGUGUCUGGUAUUCCUUCGAGAGGUAGGGGCUGAUGGUGGAGUCCCAGGGGUGAUCUGAUUUCUUCUUCGUUUCAGUCUUGUACUGGGACGAGAGAUAGUCAUCGACGGGCACGCGGGGCGGCUUGAAGUCCGGCGGCUUGAAUCCCAGCGCGUUCGGGUUCAGUGCAGCAUUUUGGUACUCCUUGGAGGUCCAUGAGGGUUUUUUGGAUCUGCGCUUCUUCCUCUUACUACUUCCAGACGGGGAGGACUCCAUGGCAUGCUGCCUUGCCGGCCUUGUGCACGGGCCGACCUUCUACGCCAUCCUGCACGAGCGCAGGCCGAGGACGGGGCGCCCGCUUCUGCUUCUUCUCGCCUAAACCGCUGCGUCUCUUGUGCGCCAAGCGUGGUGCCCCUUGCAAGCCGGGCUUUAUGCAGAAGAAGCAGAAGACGAACAAGACGCCGCACACGAUCCGCGAAGAAUCCAUGGCACCUCGAGCAAGAUCGCCGUGGUCAACCGCAGCAUGUGAGCGGGUCCGAGUAUCACUGCCCUCCCCCGGGAUGGCACCAGGCUCCGCCUUUAUACCCCCCGUUGACUCUCCGGGGAUGCUCUCGGAGAGAUCGCAAGGGGAAAGUCUCGUCGCGGGGCCGCAAAUGACGAGCUCGUGCUCGGGCCUCCUGCAGUCAUUGAAGUGGCCGCGGGCGUGAAGAGGCAAAUGAUGAGGUCCGAUGUUUUCGGGGGGCGACCCUGCCGUAGUGGAGAGCCGAGCCCCGGGCUCGAUUCGAUGAUUGAGGUGAAGGCGGUGCACGUGAGAGCAAUUCGCAGGAGCGGUGAUUGAAUUAUGCAAGCGUCGUCCGACAACUCUGUGGAUUCGCACGCAGCCUCCGCGCCAUCGUCCUGGUCGGGAUCCGAGCGGAAAAGACGUCUUCCUCCGGGACUUGCAUUCGCUGCUGUGAGAUCAUGGAUUGCGACAUGGAAGAUGAGGAUACUGAAGAUGGUCAUUUGCUUCCGCUCGUCGGCCGGGACGUGGUCGCGGUCUCCUUCUCACCGCUUCGAGGUAUCGGACUCGUACUGGGAAGACCCGCAGCCGAGUCUCAGUCAGAUACUGGGUUACGCAGAUCAGUCUACCUCCACCAUUCCUGUCGAAUCCCAGCCGCCUGAAUCCCCUGCAUCGCCUCGAUCCCCCAAGUCGCCCACAAGUCCUUCACCUCCCACAGCGCAAGCAGGCGUUGUAUCGAAGAAAAGCGCCGAUCCGAAGAUCCAUUGUGACAAUUCUCCUCCAGAGGCGAAGCCGUCGUCGCCUCUGCAAAGUAUCUGCGAGGUUGCCGCCGUCCCAGAUGCUAAGAAACCUCUUGCAGAAAAGCGUGUCAGGCGAUUCAAGGUAUUCCGAGGUUUUGUUCCCGAGGAUUCCAGCAAAUCUGCACCCAAACCGCGACCCAAAAGGAGCAAGAAAUCUGCCCCUAGUAAGGAGAGGGUCAGUUGUCUCCCGUGCCUGAGGAAACCCGUGCCCAAGGUUGAUUUCGAGCAGAUCAAUCGAUUGCUGCGAGAGAAACGGGCGAGGGAUAGGGCAAAUGCGUUUCUUGCCUGGAGAAAGGACGAGUUCGAGCGCGCCAAGCGAUUGGCCAUCCGUUGCCGGACAUCGCUAGGGCUUUUUCGCAUCAGAGACUUGGACGAGGAUCAUAGCCAGGGCCUGGACGCCCUAGCAUGGGCACCUCCGGAGGCUAUGCUCUUCACCUUCGACCACUCUUCUUUUGAUUUCAUCGCCAGUUGCUACGCCAAACGUCCGAGGCUUUUCAGCAACAUGCAGAAGCCUCUCCUCGAGGACGAGACAUUGUGGAGGAACAGUCUCAGGGCUUAUCACAAAAGUUACAGGACGCCUUACGGUCGACCGUCGUCGGGUCAUACCUUAUCGAAAGAGACUUUCAAGCUUUCUGCUGCUGAAGAAGAAGGUCACUUCUUGCCUACCCGUGAUGAAGGUUCUGCAGCUGAAGUUUCUCCACGGAUGCGCAAAUUUGACAGCAUGUUACUUGACGAUGACAGGUUGUCUCGCCAAGAGCCAAGUUUUGAGCACGAUUCAGAAUACGCACCAAUGAAGCUUCCCAAUCGCCCGCAGCAGAAAACUGCUGGAACUGGCAAGUUCGACGGGCAUGAGUUUAAACAGUGGAAGUCCCACGAAGAAGUUUUCACAGAGAACCGUGAAGUUGAACACAGACAGGCGCCCACACAGGCAGUUCAAGGCCGACUCGGGGAUUCAGGAAAUAAAGUUGCUGACGGACCAGGAAGUCAAGCUUCAGAUCAGCCUUGGUAUCUGGAAAACCGGGGCUCCGAUCACUUUUUCAAUUCAAGACGUCAUGGUCCAGACUACAACUGGUACCGACAGAGCGAAGCACCUCAAAGCCCACGGCAGGAAUACAAUGACUUGCAAAUGAAACGUCCGGCGCUGCCUGUUAGUCCACGAAGAUCAGAUGCGCUAUCUCAGAAUGUUUUUGAUAUUUCUUCCAGAAAGCCUGACCUUCAGCGCAUGCCCAACCCUGCCUCCAGGCGAAAGACCUCACCAUUCAAUAGCAAGUCCUUAGGUGGUCCAAGACGAAGUCAGUCUUCAGAGAGAAGAGCAGCUGCGGUUAGAGAUGGUCUUCGUAGAGAAAGGCCUCUGCAAGUUCCUGCUCAUCGAAGAGGAACUAAGAAGGCGGACAUGGUACCAAUUGUGGCGCAAGGAAGGAAACAGGGAGCUUCACCUAGGCGGACUAAGAAGACAUCCUCAAACUUGCAUAAGCAGGAAAAGGUUCACAGCAGCAAGUCGCCAGACUGUGAGGACUUCCAACUGCAGUCGGAACGGAGUCCCAGGAAGCUACCUGAUGAAGACAAAGUCAUGCCUUAUGAUUUAGAUUCCAUCGCAGCUCAGCUGAAAGAUGAAGGUCACGUGUUUUCGGAGCCAAUAAUUGUCAUGAACGUGAACUCAUCGAUCAUGCUACCGAUCAUAAGUAGCGGUUUUGGAGAUGGAGGAGGAAGGGCACAUUUUAACACAGAAGAAUCAGUGUCGAGACAGAAUGGGGACUUUGCCUCAGUGCUGCAGGAUGACAGAAAAACUGAGGAAAAAGAAACCCAACCUCCGGAGAAGAAUUCUCUGCAAAGUGACGCGAUCACACAAGAUCACACAGUGUCUGAUGUUAUGGCUCCAAUAACAUCAACAGAUGAGCUGACACGUUCAGAGGCGGAUGAUGAUGCUACAUCGAGCAGUUCUUCUGAGAAUGAUCCUCACGUAUCGUCUCACAGCAAUCUGGAUGUGGAACAGGGUGGACGUUUGCAGACUUCCACUCUUCAAACUGACAUCAACACACAAGAUCCAAUAAUUCCCAACGUUAUUCUCCCUGUGACAGGGACAGAUAGCCUAAUAGGAUCGAAGGCAAGUGAUGAAAGCACUCCGAGCAGAGCUGAUACCACUCCUGAAGGGGAAUCGUUUUAUAGCUCAAGAAACAGCUCCGAAUUUGGAACGAAUGAAAUACCUUCCUCAUCGGAUCUUACUUCGAGCAGUUUUAAUACGGCAUCCUCGCAGCUCGAAGAGGAUCACACACAUUCAAGUGAUGACACAGACAGGGGAAGGUCUCUGAUUGAUCCCAGACUUCAAGAUCUGGAAAAUUCUGCUUCUGAAGUAUCUGUAGAAUCUGUUUCAAACUCCUCCUCGAACUUACAGGCUUGGGUCAAAUCGAUAGCAGAUACUUCUCAACAAUAUACUGAAGAGCGCAGGGAGCCAGCUAGUUCACAUGUUUCUCCUCCAGAAGGAGAAACUCAUCCUCGAUCCCGUGAGGAAUCUAGCAAAUUGCGUACACCUGAUCAACAACCACAAAGCACGGCAAGGAAACCCUUGAUGAUAGAUGAAGCAAUUCAGGUAAAGCUCGAGCCUGGAGAAGAAUUCGACGAUCAGCACCAAACUUCUUCAGAAACUCCUACGCCGGGCAGUCCUGCGCAACGUCCGUCAAUGAAAGACGAAGGGACCCAGUUUUCAGCAAAAGCUGCUGUUGAGAAGGGGGAAACACCCGAUCAAUACUUACGUCCUCUUGCAAGACUAUCCUUGAACGAUAACGGGAUUCCUUUCUCAAAACCUGGACUCUAUCAAGUUCUAGAGCCGCCAGAAAACACUUCUGGAGGAAGAAUUAUAGCAACCUCCCUGACUAGACCGGUUGUGGUUGCUGAAGGACUUUCUCAGGAAUCAGCCUCAGUGAAAAAUCCUGUGAGCCCUUCCAGUGCGCAGUCGAUGGAGACAAUUCCUUCAAGGGGGAGGCUGGAGAGCCUUGAUGACUCCCCAUUAAAAUUCCCUGGUCGCGGCAGAUCUUCUAGGGCACCUUCAAUUAUUCACGACGAUAGGGAGGGUUUCGAUAAGGAACGCAAUCCGAAGCAUAUCAAAAUACAUUCUUUUUUGCGCUCGAUGAGUACUCGAUCGACCAGUGUAGAGUUAAACAACCUUAUCCUUCAAGAGUUAAUGAGCAGGAACCCUACGAUACAGGGUGGCCACACUUUCGGAGAUCAAUCCGAUUCUGAAGAUCUCAGCCCGAGCUUUGAGACCUCAUACCCUGCGACCUCCUCAUCCAUGGAACAACAUUCUGAAUAUGACCACGAUAACGCUCUUGAGAGACCUGCGAGUGAGGAGUCAAGACAGAUCUUUGAGACUCAGAGCACCUUGGAGAGCUCCUCAUCUUUACGCGGAGGAGAAACUCCUGAUUCUUUCCAUACUUUGGAAACGCCUAGCACCGAAGCAUCGGAAGGCAGCUCUACGAAGACGCCCUUGGACACAUUCGCGAACAGCAGUGAAGACAGUUUUGGCCCAAAGUCGGAUGUUUCAAAACGUGGUGAUGAAGUUUCGGGACAUAGCUCUGAAGUACUGCAUGCAGAAAUUUCCCUCUCAACUAACCUGGAAACCUCCGCUCGCAGACAUUCUACAGAAGAAUCUCAAACGCCAGUUGUUCUUCAUCCAGGUAAAAUAGAGAAUCUCUCUCUCGAGGAUCCAAGUACCCCCGUCACUACCUCAGUUUCAGCGAGACCUGUUGAAGGAACUGCUCAGCCAAUUUCUUCUGGCUUGGACUCACAGUCGUCCCCACAGACUGAGCGAACCAGUACAGAUCCUGCUACUGAAUCGGGAAGUUCACCGAUAGAAGAUCAGAGCAAGAGUCCAAAACACAUCAAAAUUCAUUCCUUUCUUCACUCUAUGGCUUCCAGAUCCCGUAGUGUAGAAUUAGAUAACUUGCUAUUGGGUAAAAUUAGCCAGUCAUCGACUGAUGAAGAAACUCCGCGAGCUCGUGAAGGAUCACUUCUAAAACCUUCCAGCGUGAAUUCAAUAACCGGAGAGGAAAUAAUCAACCCUGCUUCUCCUCAGACUUCGGAUCAAGUCGUAGAACAGAGAGUCGAGCGGAAUCCUACCGGGGAGCCCUCAGAAAAGUCACCAUCAAAAAGUAUUACCCAUGAUGCUAAUCAUCCACCGGGUUUGGAGGAUCCAGAUUCAAUGAGCAGAGCAGAAAGUCAAGAAAUGUUACCGGAUUCCGAGCAAUCGGUUGCAGAUUACCAGAGUAAAAAUCCAAAACAUAUCAAAAUUCAUUCCUUUCUUCACUCGAUGGCUGCAAGGUCAAGAAGUGUAGAACUAGAAAACUUGAUCGUAGGUAGUGGUGGUCAAGACACAGGAGGUGACUCAUCCACUGUUGAAGAGCCCAAAAUUGAUGAAGGAUCUUUAUUGAAUCCUUCUUCGUUGAUUACUGCCAAAGAUUCGAAGAAGCCUGAACCCAGUUUUGUUAGAGAAAGAAUAGAGUCCAGUUCUGCAGAAUCCCGUGUGGAAGCUUCAUCUGUAUUGACUCAGCCUGACCCACCUCCCUUAGAAAGUUCGGAUGCAGAUGAUCAAAGCAAAGGCCCAAGGCCUAUCAAGAUCCAUUCAUUUCUCCACUCAAUGGCUACAAGAUCUAGAAGUGUUGAGCUGGAUAACCUCAUUCUCUUAGGAAAAUUAGCCAAUUACUCUGGAGAAGACUCAUCAGCUCCUGAAGAACCCAGAAGUCGCCAAGGGUCAAGACUAAAUCCUGUGAAUACUAGGUCUUCAUCAAGUAUUUCGAAUUCAAUCAGUUUUGAUCCCACUAUGAUAUCAGAAAAAGCUGGGUCAGAUGUCACUGGACCUAUCACUGAGUCGAGGAUCAACAACCCACGCUCUGAGCUCUCAGCAUCCUUGGAUACCAAACAUGGUACUGCAGCUCAAGUUGUGGAGGAUCAAAGUCAUAGCCCCCAGACCGUCCACCUCCCGUCAAGUUCUCAGACACUGGCGUCUAAACCUACCAGCGUGGAGGCAGAGCAUUCGAGUGUUUUCAACAUAGACCUUUCAGGUGAGCCAAUUUUCCAGAAAGAAUCCAGAAGUCGUGAAGUAUCCACAACGACUGCAGGAAAUGAGACAAAUUCAUCAGUGGGAACUGAUGUUGGUAAGUCUUAUCCUCCAACUUAUGGCUCAGAAAAGACAGUCGAGAAGGUUGAAGGGCGUGGUGUUGAUGAGAUAUCCCCACGAAAGUCGUCAUCAUCACUAUCACUAACCAAGUCAGAAGGUGACCAUAUUGUUAGAAGGAGUGUCGUGGACGAAAAUGGCAGAAGACCUAGUCACAUAAAGAUUCAUUCAUUUCUUCAUUCAAUGGCUUCAAGAUCCAGAAGCGUAGAAUUAGACAACCUACUAUCGGCUCGCUUGAAGGAAGAUCAUAGAAGUGAGUCAUCAUCGGAUAUUCCUGAAGACGUCCGAACUCGUCAAGGAUCACUUUUGAAUCCUUCAAGUUCACGAGCCUCAUCAGUUAUUUCACUCAACUCAUCUGAUCCUGCAUCAGAAACCAACAAAGAUAGUCUUGUUGCAGAGAUCACAGAACCCAAUUUGGACAGAUCCGUCGUCCUUCCUUCAAGGUCAGGAUCCUCCUCUCAAGUGUCAGUAAAUUCUCUAGUUUCGAAUGCGGUAACAACAGCAGGUCCCGCUGCGGAGAGACACCUUGCAGAAGCUCCACCGAUCACUUUGGUUCCUUCAAGUUCACGAUCCUCAACAAACACAUCACAAAAUUCGUUACAACCGAAUGAAGAAACAACAUCAGGACCUACUCCGGAUAGACUUCUCACUGAAGACCCACCGACUAGUUUUGACGGACUUGUUAUGGAUUCCCCAAGUUCUCAUUUAUCAUCGCAGAAUAAGCCUGUUUCUGAUCCGAAGACUACAUCGGCUAGCCUUAAUCAAGAAAUCAAAAAGCCGAGUUUUGAUAAUUCUGCUCCAAGAAAGUCUUCUUCUGUGGCAUCUAACAAUCCAGAAGUUCAGCCUGAUCCUACAUACGAUGCUUUGCAAGACCAAAGCAGAAACCCAAACCAUAUCAAAAUUCAUUCCUUCCUUCACUCUAUGGCUUCAAGAUCUAGAAGUGUAGAGCUUGAUAACCUCAUACUACUGGGUAGAUUGAACACAGACACUGCAGGUGAAUCAUCAACUAGUCAUGAAGAGAUAAGGAAUCGAGGAGGUUCUUUAUUGAAUCCUUCGAGUUCCCGUUCAGCGUCUACAAUCGCAAUUGAUAAGGCCAGUAUUGAUCCGAAUCAUAAGUCAGUACAGAACUCCGAAGGUGAGCGAUCAGGUGGUGAACAUGCUAGAACACAUGAAGGUUCUUCGGGACUGGAGAAUCCCAAACUACUGGAUAGAUUGGGUACAGACUCUGCAGGUAGAUCAUUAAUUACUCCUGAAGAGAGAAGAAUUAGCGACGGUUCUGCUUUGAUCCCGUCAAAUUCACGUUCUGCAUCGACUGUCACAACUGAUACUGGUCCUCUUGAUCGGACUCAUAAUUUAGCAAAAGAGUCCGAACACGAGCAACCAAGUGGGAACGAUGCCAGAACUCGUGAAGAGUCUUCAGAUACUCUUCUGCUUUCACCUUCUGCAUCCAGUAUCUCAAUGGACAGGGCUAAUCAUGAAGUACAAGCGUCUCCAGGUGGAGUAUCAACUAGUGAUCAAGGUAGAAAUCGGGAAGGAAACGUAUUUGCUCCUAGUCUUUCGCACUCAGCAUCAAGUAUCUCACUUGACAUGGCUCGUCAGAAUCCGACUCAGGCUUUAUUCCAAGUGUCUCAAGGAAAAUUAUCAACUGACGAAGAAACUAGACCUCGAGAAGGAUCUGCACUUUACCCGACCACUUCUCGCUCUGCAUCAACUCCCUCACUGGACAUUGGUAAUCGCGGUCCUGAAAACAGACCAGCCGAAGGGUCUCCAAAUGAAUCACUCAGAAGUCGUGGAAGUUCCAUACUCGUUGACAAUCCUUCCUCUUCAAGUUCGACAUCACCACAAACGAGAUCUCAAAGCACAACUCGAGCAUCAACGUCGAACGACCCGAGUGAGGAUCAAUCUAAAGGCCCGAAGCACAUCAAGAUUCAUUCCUUCCUCCACUCAAUGGCUGCAAGAUCAAGAAGCGUCGAGCUGGACAAGUUGAUCAUGGCUGGAGUAAACUGGGACUCCCCUGGAGUAACUCAAUCGUUGCAGCCAAGUGCACCAACUUCUCCAACACCACAAAUCCAGAACCAUCAGGGUGAAACAUCGUCAUCGACCUCAGCACCUUCUGAAAACGCAGUGGAGAGUAACUCGUCGGGAUGGAUGCCCAAGUGGAAGAUCGAUCGUUUCGCGGAUUUCCCCCCCGCUCCGUUGUCGAGAGUGUCUCGCAAUGAUGGAGAAGAACCGCCACCAUCAACUCCGUCUCGUGGCCCCCCUUCCACACCUCCGGAUCAGGUUGAGUUUCUAGAGGCAUUUUGGGGCAAGAAAGCAUCUGGAUCUUUGCCUCUUGAUGACAUGGAUGCACCGGCAGACUUUCAAUCGUUACCAACUAACCAAAUUCAAAAGAAUAAUGAUGAUCAGAGGUGACUAAUGGUUGUUCAAGUUGAGGAUAUAAUUAGAGAGCUCUUUCUACGUGGCUCUUCAGAAAGGUGUCUGUACGAUUACAUAAAAUCAAGAUUCAAAAAUGUAGAAAUUGUAGUUUACAGAUCUUUUGCGUGCUCGAAUAAA